GCGGUCACGUGCCCGCGAUGGCGCAGCAGUUCCGGGUCCUGCGGUGCUGCCGCUGCCGCCGCUUCCAAGUGCACCCGGUCAAGCGCGGCGGGAAGUGGAGCUGCAGCGUGUGCGGGCAGCGGCAGGCCGUGCAGAAGGUUUACGGGCAGGGCUCCGGCCCGGACUGCAGGCACCACGUCCAGAAGUUAAACUUGCUGCAGGGAGAGGCAGAGGAAGCGCUUGGCUGGACAUCUUGGUGCAUAGAAGACUCUGUAAAUGACAGCAAAACCAGAGCAGCACAACGAGAGGACAGUUUGGUCCAGCAGGAGGGAAGUCAGACGUUAGAAGGGAGUCGCUGGAGCAAAUAUCUGGACCAGGAGAGCGAGGAUCAGGAAGAUGGGGAGGAGGAGGCAGCUCUAGCAAGGCAACAGUUCUGUUCCCAGAAGAAGAACGCUGUGGGAGAACAAAGGAAACAUCGGAAGAGCUUCCUCUCCAGUGAUGUUCUGGAGCAUGCAGAAGAAAAUGGAGUUUUCCAGUCUGUCUACCAAGCCAAAAAGAUUAAAACCACUGAGCGCAAGAAGUGCUUUGCAGCAGUGCCUGAUGGGGAUGACAGAGAUGCUGUUUCUGGAGGCAGAGUGGUUCCUGCUGUCUGUGAGGCUGCAGUGCCUGAGGACAACACGCAACCCCCAACCACCUGUGCCAGACCAUCGAAGUGGGGGAAAUUUCUCUCAUCUUCUGACAACUCCAGUGAAAACACUGCUGGGGUGACCUCAUCGCUGUGGGGGGGCAGUGGAGGUUUGGGGCUGGACAGCACCACUGCAGCAGGUGCUGGUGGAGGCAGGAGAUGCUCAGAACAGGCUGGAGGACCUUUGCCUCAAGGUACAGGCUUUAAAUUUAAAAAGUGUGUUGCCAGCACUGAGGGUCUGGCUAUGAAAUUGCCCAGCACCAGAUGCUCAACUGAGGAUGUGUCCAAAGAACCUCAGAGUCAGACAGAAACUACUGCAGGAAGCUGCUGUUUGGUUAACACCAGGAGGGCAAAUACUCUUGUUAACUCCAACCCCGGGCCAAAGCUGAGCAACAUUUCUUGUGAAAAACUCUUUUGCACGGGUGAGGAGUUUGAUGAUGAUCUCUGAGAAGUUCAGACAUCUUUGGCAUUGCUUUCUUGUCUCUAUAAUGUAUGUCAAGUACUGAGGCACAAUUUUUAACUGAAGGUGGCUUCACUCUAAGCCACUAUUAGAACUACACUAUUAAAGUUGUUUACUUGCCUUAUGGUUGUGUUUGGGGGGGAGGGACCAUUGCUCUCAGGUUACAGUGUUGUCUAGCAACCUCAGCAGCCAGAAAUAGGAAUGGAAGUAGGUCAGUUUGUGGGGAGAAAGCUCCCAGGGUUUAAGGACUCCUUGCCAGUACAAUUACAUACUGUGAUUAACUCCUCCUUACAAAAUCACAGCUCUUUUCCCCUGGACUACAUCCUUGUUUAGAUCUCCCAUAGCAACCCUUUCUUCCAGAGCUGCAGAGCCAGCAAAGCACUGGAUUUCCUUUCGUAAGUGUAGCCCUAAGUGUGCAAAGUAUGUGCAAAAAGGCAGCCCUAGGCUGAUUUCAGCCUGGUCCCUCCACUCUGUUAACUAAGUUACAGUACGUAAAGCAAUAAAGCUGUGAUACUGAAACUCUCA
This is a messenger RNA of Neopelma chrysocephalum (saffron-crested tyrant-manakin), 1649 nucleotides long. It is a transcript of the gene MRNIP, whose product is annotated as MRN complex interacting protein. Bases 18 to 1112 code for a protein of 364 amino acids. Gene Ontology annotation, molecular function: chromatin binding. Gene Ontology annotation, biological process: mitotic G2 DNA damage checkpoint signaling. The transcript has 7 exons. The record is from RefSeq and is a predicted model, not a curated record. NCBI's taxonomy places the organism in Eukaryota, Metazoa, Chordata, Aves, Passeriformes, Pipridae. Gene Ontology annotation, cellular component: nucleus.